UUUUCACAUUGGAUUGACGGUUUGAUAUUAGUCUUUUCUUUGGAUAAUCAGGAAAGUAUUGAAACGGUAUUUAAUUAUUAUGAACAAAUGGAUGCUUAUCGUAAUUUAGGCGAUAUUCCUAUUAUUUUAGUUGGAACACAGGAUUCAAUAAAUGAUGCAAAUCCACGAAUUAUUAGUGAACAAGAAGGUCGACAAAUGGCAAAAAGUAUUCCAAAAUGUACAGCUUAUUAUGAAACUUGUUCCACUUAUGGUCUUAACGUUGAACGAGUUUUUAAAGAUGGUUUGUUAUAUAUAUAUAUAUAUAGUCGAGUUUUUUUCUAG
Messenger RNA from Dracunculus medinensis (Guinea worm), 321 nucleotides. The record is from the annotation of a GenBank genome assembly. Lineage: Eukaryota; Metazoa; Nematoda; Chromadorea; Rhabditida; Dracunculidae.